UACUCUGCACCCCGAGUCAGAAUUUCUCUCUCUCUUUCUCUAUUUAUAGGCUCAUCUUCAGCUGCAUGUCAUCUGCAAUCGCCAAGAUGAUCUACAACAAGGAGAUCGUCCACUCCAGCCACCCUCAGCACCGGCUCAAGUUUGAGUUCAUGGAGGUGCCCUUCAGGUGCGAUGGCUGCAAGGAGGCCGGCAUUGGGUGCAGGUACAGGUGCGAGCUGUGUGACUUCGACCUUCACAAGUGCUGCGCCGUCCCCAGCCAGCCCAUUUCCCACCCCAAAUGCAGCUUCCAAUUCUUCACCAGUUCGCCCGACAACACCAUGCGCUACUGCAAUGCCUGUGGCAAGGACGUGCUGGGCUUCGUCUACCACUGCCGCCUCUGCGGCUUCGAUCUGCACCCCUGCUGCUACAACCUACCUCACAUGCUUGACGACGGCGACGUCAAGCUCUACCUGCACAAGAAGGUCUCCUCCGCCUGCCACCGCUGCGGCCGGAAGGGGCCGAGUUGGUCCUACCGGAGCGCCUGCAAAAAGUACCACCUGCACGUCUCCUGCGUGAAGGAGAUGUUGGCAGGAUAUGUACUACUCCAACGGAAAGAGGAGCUUGGAGUUGUACACUGCGAUUCCUAGUCUUAAGGGAAGGGUACGCUUCAGAAUCACCACAGGAGUAGGAGGGGGAAAGUGCGCAAGUUCUGCGAGAUGGUGGGGCUAGCUGUCAAGUUCAUUAUCUCGGCCGUUUUAGGGGAUCCGACGGCCAUGAUUGCUGGGGUCAUUGGAUCUCUCAUGUCCAAAUGA
Molecule: messenger RNA, 791 nt
Organism: Nymphaea colorata (pocket water lily)
Lineage: Eukaryota; Viridiplantae; Streptophyta; Magnoliopsida; Nymphaeales; Nymphaeaceae
Exons: 1
Source: RefSeq, a predicted model, not a curated record